CGUCCAGCGGGGUAAAGGCUCCAGCAAUGACUGAACCAGGAGCUGCAUCCUCACACUGACUGAACCGGCGGAUGAAGCGGAGCUACAGCAAAGUUGAAAACGGCGAGAGCCAGGCACAGAGUGAGCCACAGCAAGUGCGCUCUGAACAGGCUCUUCCCACAAGCAGUAGAUGUGACUACUUUGGAGAAUUGAACCAGGGACUGUGUAAGGUGGGAGUUACAUGGCUAGCCUCAGCACAGCCCCAAGCAGAAGCAGAAGCAGGAGCCGGAGCAGGAGCAGCAGCGUGAAUGAAGAUGGUGGUGCGCACUUAAGGUAGGCCUUCCUAAUAUCCUGUCUUAAGAUGAGCCAGGGGCCGAAUCUCGUACUCGAGUGGCUGACGAAGCUCCAUCUGGCCCAGUAUGUGGAGUCAUUCAUUGACAACGGGUACGACGAUUUGGAAGUUUGUAAACAGAUCGGAGAACCAGACCUGGACGCCAUAGGUGUAUGCAUUGAGUACCACAGGCACAGGGUGCUCACAGCAGUGCAGAGGCUGAAAGAGGAGGACAAAAGAAAAGCACCAGGCUACUAUUUCACCUUAGAGCCUCUGGAUGCCUCUUCUUGCCACCAGACUUCACGCUCAGACAGAGAGGAUGACUCCAGGACACUGAGGUCACACACUGGGGCCACAGGAAUACACCAGGCCUCCUGUCCUGGAAACCACAACCUGAAAUUCACAGAUUGUAAUGACUUUGUGACCUACCCAAAACUGAAACUGAAGGUACUGAUAAGGGAUAAACUUGCUAAAGAUGGGAUCAACCUUGGAGAAGCACCUUACACCCAUAAGGAUGGCUCAGUGGGGAACCUUGAUGACCUGGCUCAGGAGUACUCUCAGUAUUACGGCACCUCCCUCAGUGACGUGUGUGAAAGAAUGGAGGAGCUGCGGAAACGCAAAGUAGUGCAUGAUGCAGAGAUGGGAAAGGUUGACUCAGUGGCCACAUCAGUGCAGCUCCGCUCUCAGAUCCAGGAAUCCCUCGGACUCAGCAGUGCCACGUCCACUCCAGAGACAGAAAGAAGGUUUCCUGUGCACAAAUCUAGCUCUGAUGAUGGAUCAUCAGGAGGGAAAUAUGAUGGAAAGAGAAAGAGCAAGUCUUUUUGGCAGAGUUUCCGAAAGUCACAGAAAGGAGUGAUGCGUCAGAUUUCAAAAGGUGAUGACAUUGGUUUUGUGGCCAGUGAAAUUACCAUGAGUGACGAAGAGCGUAUCCAGCUGAUGAUGAUGGUGAAGGAGAAUAUGAUCUCUAUUGAGGAAGCCCUGGCACGGCUAAAGGAGUUUGAGAUUCAAAACAGACAGACGUGCAGGUCUGAUCCCACAGAGUGGACCGAUCCCUCCAGUCCCAGCACAAAUGAGUCGUUCAACUUCAACCCCUGUGACCUGUCAGACAAUGAACAAGAAGAAUCUGUUACGUUCAGGAGACUCCAUAAACUGGUCAACUCAACCCGGAAGGUGAAGAAGAAGCUGAUCAGAAUCGACGAGUCUAAGAGGCCUGGAGCUGAGGAGAGUCUAAGCAUAGAUGGUCUUCCCUGUGGAGAUGCCAGCACCUCCCUGUACUCAGGUGUGCUGAAGAAGCCUGCAGUUUGCCCUGUGGACUCCCUGGCUUCAGCUCUGCAGGAGCAGUUCAUAUACGACAGGGACUCUGACAGCCUGACCACCUCCCCCUCCUCUAGCAGUCUGGACACCUGCAGCAGCCAGAAAAUCUUCCAGGCCUUUGGCAAAUCUAACGAGAGCCCCGUUCACCAGGAGACAAAUGUAGCAGGGGAGCUGAGGGAGGCAGGUGAAGGCAGUGGCUCUUCAUUUUCUGAAACAGAGGGUUGCAAUGAGGAGGAGCCCAAAAUUGCUCGCUCAGUGACUGAAGGAGAGCUCCGUCACCGUAUCCUCAGCCCACUCAGCCACCAUGGGAGAGCUUGUAGCUUUGGAGGAUUUGACCUGACCAACCGCUCACUGCAUGCGGUGAUCUCUGACAGUGACACCAACAAAGAUGGAGAUGGUGGUGUGAGAGAUGCUGUUAAGUCUCCACCAACGUCACGUAUUUCCCUGGGCAAAAAAGUCAAGUCUGUGAGAGAAACGAUGAGAAAACACAUAUCUAAGAGAUACCACUGUUCUCUCUCUGAACAGUCAAGCCCAGACCGCACAUCCGGCUGCCCUCGCUCGCCUCAGAUAGACUCUGACUCUUUGGAGAAACCCAAACUGAAGCCAGGAGGGUCUGUAGAAAGCCUAAGGAGUUCCCUCAGCGGACAAAGUUCCAUGAGUGGUCAGACAGUGGGCACCACUGACUCCUCCAACAGCAACAGAGAAAGUGUGAAGUCUGAGGACGGGGAAGAGGAUGAGCUGCCUUACCAUGGACCCUUCUGUGGACGUGCUCUGGUUCAUACUGACUUCACCCCCAGUCCCUAUGACACUGACUCCCUCAAACUGAAGAGUGGGGACGUCAUUGAUAUCAUCAGUAAGCCACCAAUGGGUACAUGGAUGGGGAUGCUCAACGGUAAAGUCGGCACCUUCAAGUUCAUUUAUGUGGAUGUCCUGAAUGAAGAGGAGGUGAAGCCCAAAAAGACGCGCAGGAGGAGGAGGGCACGGCAACCCAAACCCACCUCUGUGGAGGAGCUCCUUGAUCGCAUCAACCUCAAAGAGCAUCUUCCCACCUUCCUUUUCAACGGCUAUGAGGAUCUGGACACAUUCAAGUUGCUAGAGGAGGAAGACUUGGAUGAGCUGAACAUUAGAGAUCCCCAGCACAGAGCUGUGCUGCUCACGGCUGUGGAGCUGCUGCAAGAGUAUGAUGGAAGCAGUGACCCAGAGCGAAGCAGUCAGUCCGGAGGCUCACAGGAGAAGCUGCUCUUGGAUAGGCGUGGCCUCAUGGGAGAUUCCCCGCGUGACUCAGGCUGCUAUGAGAGUAACGAGAACCUGGAGAACGGAAGGGACAAAAAGACCUCUUCAUCCAUGAGCAGGUCCUCCUCUGGUUUUGAGUCAAGCCACCUCUCAUCCCCAGAGUACCCCGCCCUCCCCCAGACCCUGAACUCCACCAGCCAUAGUAAGACUUUACUCCACAGUAAACCAGGAUGCCCAUCCUAUAUCUUACCGCCACUAAGACCCCCUAAGAACAUCUUAAGUCUCCUAAGCUCAGCAAAAGGUCACCUUCCCAGUGAAGCCAUUGCGAGGAGCCAUAGCUGCAUGGAGUUAAGAAAAAAAACAGCGAUGGGGCUGCUGAGGCGCUGCCUCUCCCUGUCAGGCCUCCACAAAGAGCAGAAGAAAAAAAACAUCGACCCUAAAAACUGGAAUCUGACCCCCAGUACCAAGACUGAGCAGAGCACGGAGCAAACAUUAAAUCCUCCAAAACAUUUUAAGGUCACGUUUCCAUCCUCCGAAUCUUCAACCGCAGCAUAUGAUGGUGUGUGUAGCACUUCAAGUGUAGACAAAGGAAAUGUAUUUGCCCCUAAAAAAGGAGAAACAACACAGAACACACACCUCAAGCUGCCACCCACAGUGCCAGCAGAAAGGUCCAGUCAUCCCAUAUAUAAAAACUCACACCAAGAGCCUUUACUAACAGAAACUGCUUGCAUGUACAACUACACAAACCACAUCUCUUCAGAGGAUAGGAGGAGUCGUUUAUUUUCAGCCAAUUCAGAAGCCCGCCGGCUGAAAAUGAAAAGACAGAGGAAGAUAUCCAAAAACUCAGUUAAUGUGGGUUCCCUGAUGGAAGAAAGACUCCGGUUGCAGGGUACUGAUCUUAAAUUGGAGCCACUUCCUGAAAUGGUAUUGACAUCAAAAGUACAGUAAGGUUUCAUUUUACAUAUGUUAAUUGCUGCUUUUGGAUAAUAACCAUGUUUUUUUUUUUAUCUGAAAAUGUAACAACAGAUUAUCUAAGAUUUACAAAAAUGCUGUAGUCUGCCAUAAAACCUAACAAAUGAUACAUUGAUAGAU
Xiphias gladius (swordfish) is the source of this 3949-nucleotide messenger RNA. RefSeq names its product SAM and SH3 domain-containing protein 1-like. The record is from RefSeq and is a predicted model, not a curated record. The transcript is spliced from 19 exons. Bases 341 to 3805 code for a protein of 1154 amino acids. NCBI's taxonomy places the organism in Eukaryota, Metazoa, Chordata, Actinopteri, Istiophoriformes, Xiphiidae. Gene Ontology annotation, molecular function: protein binding.